GUUGUGAAACGUCGUAGGUAAACUGUGGCCAUCAUCUUUUAGCUGUAAAAAGUGAAUUUCUACUGGUGUGGGCGUUAAAUAAUGAUAAGUAAACUGCUGGGUUGGUCUCCUUACUCUGAGUUCCCCUAGCCUCUGUCCCCCUAUAGGCUGAGUCACUGCAGGAUUAACCGAGCAUGACCUCGUGACCCCAUCUUCUCCCAGGACUGUUGACAUCCAUCUCUCAAAACAGUUGUCAUGGUGACAGACACAUUCUCACCCCCCCUAAAAUGUGUAUGUUAAAUACAAUACACAAAUCAUUAAGAUCCAUCUUCACAGCCUAAAUAAAUGAGCCAAGGACACAGCUGCACAAAAUCAACAGCAAGAAGCAUCCUGCUUAUUCAUCAGGAUGGGGAAUUUGAAUAACAAAAAGCCAUUUGAAAUGGUAUGAGGUAUAAAAGCUUGAGUGAACAUGGCCUAUUGGACAACAUCCCAGAGCCGCAGCAAACAAACACCAUGGCCAAGAUCAUCUUCUACGAGGACAGGAACUUCCAGGGUCGUUCCUAUGAGACCAGCUCAGACUGCCCUGAGUUGACCUCCUACCUGAGCAGGUGCAACUCCUGCAGGGUGGAGAGCGGCUGCUUCAUGGUGUACGACCGCUCCAACUUCCAGGGAAACCAGUACUUUGUGAGGAGAGGAGAGUAUGGUGACUACCAGCGGAUGGGCAUGUCUGACUCCGUUCGCUCUUGCCGUAUGAUCCCCAUGCACAAAGGACAGUUCAGGAUGCAGGUCUAUGAGAGAGAGAACUUUGGGGGUCAGAUGCACGAGCUGAUGGACGACUGUGACUCCAUCCAGGAGCGUUACCGCAUGUCCGACUGCCAGUCCUGCAACGUGAUGGAGGGCCACUGGCUCAUGUACGAGCAGCCCCACUUCAGAGGCAGGCAGAUGUACGUGAGGCCUGGAGAGUACAGGAACCUCAGAGAGAUGGGAAACAGCUCCGUGAACAGAUACACCUCCAUGAGACGUGUCCUGGAUUCCUGCGAGAGCCAGCAUCAUUGAAGUCUGAGAUUCUUAUUUUUCUGGCAUUCAAAAUAAAUAUUGGAUAAUUGA
Molecule: messenger RNA, 1086 nt
Organism: Oncorhynchus mykiss (rainbow trout)
Lineage: Eukaryota; Metazoa; Chordata; Actinopteri; Salmoniformes; Salmonidae
Product: gamma-crystallin M3
Biological process (GO): lens development in camera-type eye; visual perception
Molecular function (GO): structural constituent of eye lens
Source: RefSeq, a predicted model, not a curated record